Molecule: messenger RNA, 1784 nt
Organism: Vigna umbellata (rice bean)
Lineage: Eukaryota; Viridiplantae; Streptophyta; Magnoliopsida; Fabales; Fabaceae
Gene: LAP5
Product: Chalcone and stilbene synthase family protein
Biological process (GO): polyketide biosynthetic process
Molecular function (GO): acyltransferase activity, transferring groups other than amino-acyl groups
Source: RefSeq, a predicted model, not a curated record
AUGGGAGAAGAAGGUAUUUGGAAAGAUGUUACAAAUGUUACAAAGCAAGGGAUCAACCCCGGAAAGGCUACCAUAUUAGCUCUUGGCAAGGCUUUCCCUCCUCAGCUUGUCAUGCAAGAGUUUUUAGUUGAUGGAUAUUUCAGGAGCACAAACUGUGACAAUCCCGAGCUUAAGCAGAAGCUCACUAGACUUUGCAAAACAACUACAGUGAAAACAAGGUACGUGGUUAUGUCGGAGGAAAUACUGAUGAAGUAUCCAGAACUCGUUUCUGAAGGGAUCCCUACAGUGAAGCAGCGGCUAGAGAUAUGUAACGAGGCAGUGACAGAAAUGGCCAUUGAGGCUUCAGAAGCUUGCAUGAAGAACUGGGGUGGACCAUUAUCAGACAUAACACACUUGGUUUAUGUUUCAUCAAGUGAAGCAAGACUACCUGGUGGUGACCUUUACCUGGCGAAAGGAUUAGGACUGAGCCCUGAUACUCAACGAAUCAUGCUCUAUUUCGCUGGUUGUUCAGGAGGUGUGGCUGGCCUGCGUGUUGCAAAAGACAUAGCUGAGAACAACCCUGGAAGUAGGGUGCUGCUUGCUACCUCAGAAACUACAAUUAUAGGGUUCAAGCCACCAAGUGCAGAUAGACCCUAUGAUCUUGUGGGGGUGGCACUCUUUGGGGAUGGUGCUGCUGCCAUGAUAAUUGGCUCAGACCCAAUAUUGGAGUAUGAGAAGCCUCUCUUUGAGCUUCACACUGCAGUUCAGGAGUUUUUGCCACAUACUGAGAAGAAAAUUGAUGGGAGGCUGACAGAAGAGGGGAUAAGCUUCAAGCUAGCAAGGGAACUUCCUCAGAUAAUUGAAGACUCUGUUGAAGGAUUCUGUGACAGAUUAAUGAGUGUUGUUGGGUUCCAGAAUAAGGAGUACAACAAGCUAUUCUGGGCUGUCCAUCCAGGGGGACCAGCCAUCUUAAAUCGCAUUGAGAAAAGACUUAAUUUGUUUCCAGAGAAGCUAAGUGCAAGUAGAAGGGCUCUCAUGGACUAUGGCAAUGCUAGCAGUAAUACCAUUGUGUAUGUGCUGGAGUAUAUGAUAGAGGAGGGUCUCAAGACUAGAAAAGAUGGCAGAGGAGAUCAUGAAUGGGGUUUGAUUCUUGCAUUUGGACCUGGAAUUACAUUCGAGGGAAUUCUUGCCAGGAACUUGAGUGCUUUAAAUGUCACAUAAGUGCUACGUAAUGCUUACUGAUAUAAUUAUCACAGGUACUUGUGUGAGACAUGAGUCAAUCAAAGAAAAUCCAACACUUUAACGUAUUAAAGUGGAAGACUUUAAUAAUGAAUCACAUAUUUAUCAGAACACCUUUACUUUGUAUAACUCCAAGAGAUUGAAAAUAUUGGAAUGCCACACAAUAAGCAAAGGGUCAAUUUUCAGAAAAGGAAAGAAAUAAGAUAAUUUGCUGAGAAUUACUAGUGAAACUUCGGGUUGAAGCGGGAUUGGAAUUUCAAUCUUUAUGAUGCAUUCAACUAGAAAACUAAUACAGAAUAAAAUAACAAAUUUUCAAUUUUCACAGACGCCGUUAGAGAAAUAGAUUAGGUGUUUCUUCCGGAAAAAUGGCAAAUUUCUGCUAAUUUAGUUUAGUUUACACAGAUGGUUUCCCUUCUACAUAGAAAAGCGUGUGGUUAAAAUAUUGUAGGAAGAAUUUCAGUUGAAGAGCUGUUAUGGACUUUAGGACAUUCUUCUGUUUAUUAUCAUCGAAGUCAAACUUCUGUUUAAACCAUUUUAAUCACUCGUAUUGCCUUCAGCUGUCAUUA